Plasmodium vinckei vinckei is the source of this 945-nucleotide messenger RNA. RefSeq names its product conserved protein, unknown function. Bases 1 to 945 code for a protein of 314 amino acids. Gene Ontology annotation, cellular component: spindle microtubule; outer kinetochore. Gene Ontology annotation, biological process: chromosome segregation; mitotic cell cycle; cell division. Lineage: Eukaryota; Apicomplexa; Aconoidasida; Haemosporida; Plasmodiidae. The record is from RefSeq and is a predicted model, not a curated record. Gene Ontology annotation, molecular function: microtubule binding. The transcript is spliced from 5 exons.
AUGGAGUUGUCAAUCGAUGCCUUAAAAGAAAAGUUUAUGAGCAUGAACAGUGAUAUUGAACUUAUAGAAAUGAAGUUGAAGGAUGAAAUGUGUAAAAUGUAUGAAGAUGAUAUAAAUCCACUUUUAAUCUUAAACGAUUUUGAAAAUAUAAAAAAUGAAAUAAAUAAAAUAAAUAAAGAAUUAGACAUAUUGUAUGAACGUAAAAAAAUGAGCAUAAAUUAUAUGCAUAGACAAAUGCAAAAUUAUAAUUUUUUAUUAAAUCUAGAAAAUGAUUUAAAUAUUCCUUCAAAAGAUUUUAACACUUAUCAUAAUUCAGAAAUUAUACUUAAUAACUUUUUUUAUGAUAACAUUAAAAAUUUUUUAUUAAAUAUUAAUUAUGAUGAGAUUAAAGAAUUGAUAGGUUUAGAUUAUCAACAAAAAUGUAUAGAAAAUGCAGGUACUAAUUUUAAUGAUGAAUUAAAUAAUACUAUUGGUAAUGAUAUGUUAAACUCAAAAAAUUUUACAACCGAUUCAGGAAUGUUUAAUAAUAAUGACAUACACAAUACCAAAUCAAAAGACAAUGAAAAAAAAUUAUUAAAUAAUAGUACUUGUGGGGAUGAUAAUAAAAAUCCCAAUGAUAAAGAAGGUGUGUUUACUCCAAUUGACGAUACCACAUUUCAAACAGUUCCUUCAUUAAUUCGAAGAAGAGCUAAACUCGAUGAUAUUAAUUUAAUAUAUAAAGCUUUAUAUGAUAUAGCCAUGAAAAAGGGAAGUUGCCUUCCUGUGGAAAGAUCAGAAUUGACUCAAAUGAACUUGCAAGUUUUUGGCCAAACAGGAGAAGCAAAAAUAGCUACAUUGAGAUAUUUAAAAAUUGUUGAAGUUAUUAACAAAACUGGUUCUGUGAAGUUAUUAAAUUGUGCCGGGUUAAAGAAAAAGAAGAAAAGAAAAAUAUGCCAAUUUAGGUAA